AUGGCCCCCGGUCUCGAUUAUUAUAGGAGCCCAGAACCUACACAAGCACCUGUAGUUCAGGUUGUCGCUGUAGAUCGCUCCUCGACCGAUACUUCUUCUACUGAUUCCGAACCUUCUGACCGUCGUCUCACUCCUUCCCCCGAACGCCCGCUCAAACCAGGUGUAUAUUAUAAUCCGCGUUUGGAUCCCAAGAACUUCAUCGACGGUCCCCUCUCAUAUGAUCCUGCAACUCGUCUCCGACAAAUGCUGGCUCGUCCCGGAAUUGUUGUUGCUCCGGGCAUCUGCGAUGGCAUUAGUGCUCGUUGUGCACUAGAAGCUGGCUUCGACUGCCUUUACCAGUCCGGUGCUGCAACCACUGCUUCUCGUCUCGGCAUGCCAGAUCUUGCCAUCGCAACUCUUAACGAUUUCGUUCAAUCCGCACAAAUGGUGUGCGGUCUCAGCCCCACGACACCUGUUAUCGCCGAUGCCGAUACUGGUUUCGGUGGUACGGCCAUGGUGGCUCGCACGGUGUAUCAGUACGCGCGUGCAGGUGUUGCUGCUAUGCACAUUGAAGACCAGGUACAGACGAAGCGCUGUGGUCAUCUAAUGGGGAAGCAAGUCGUUUCGCGGGAAGAGUUUGUUACCCGCAUCCGUGCAGCUGUCAUUGCUCGGGACUCCAUCCCAGGCGGCUCUAACUUUGUAAUCAUUGGCCGCACUGAUUCCGCACAAGUACUUGGCAUGGAUGAGGCAAUCACUCGACUGAAGCUUGCAGCGGAUGCCGGCGCAGAUGUUUGCUUUAUUGAGGGUGUCAAGACUUCUCAACUCCUCACCAAGACAAUCGAGGCCCUCAAGCCGAAGCCGGUACUCGUGAACGUCAUUUCGGGCGGUCUUACGCCAUCGUUUACGUGCAAAGAAGCAGAAGUACUUGGUGCAAAGAUUAUCAUUUUCUCUCUAGUUUCGUGCGUUGCCGCCGUCCACGGGAUUCGGGCGGCCAUGCAGUCCCUCAAGAAGACGGGCACGGACUUUACCUCUGCGCAGGGAAUGGAUCCAAAAGCGUUCUUUGAAGUCAUGGGUCUGAGCGAUGUUGUCGAACUCGAUGCUCGGGCGGGCGGAACGGCUUUUGAAGUCGUAUAG
Pisolithus orientalis is the source of this 1113-nucleotide messenger RNA. RefSeq names its product Pyruvate/Phosphoenolpyruvate kinase-like domain-containing protein. The record is from RefSeq and is a predicted model, not a curated record. The transcript has 6 exons. Gene Ontology annotation, molecular function: catalytic activity. The coding region runs from base 1 to 1113 and encodes 370 amino acids. NCBI's taxonomy places the organism in Eukaryota, Fungi, Basidiomycota, Agaricomycetes, Boletales, Pisolithaceae.